UGUUGUACGGAGUGGAUUUUAGUAUCUGUUGCUCACGACCUGGAUUACAAACAAAACAAUGGAUGGUAUCAAGCUUUACAAAGCAUCCGUUAAUACUACGCUAGAUAGGAAUUGAUUAUUUAUCAAGCGCGUAACAGAAAUCAAAGAUAAGAAGGUUUACAGCGUUCUUUCAUUGUAAAAAGGCAACUUGAUCUGGGGUGUGCACGCGCUGGGUUGAAGGCUUAUUGUUGGACUCCCUUGGAUGUUUUAUUACCAACUUUCUUUUCAUUUUGUGAACAAACAUGCCACAGACAACGCCAUAUUCAGGCAAAUUCAGCCCUAGUUCUUACAACAGCGGUCAUGAUCAUCGACAGCCAGUGGAGGAAAACUAUGGAGGUUUACAAUACCGGGAUAAUAAGCUUGUGUCAGGGUCUCUAGAAGCCCUGGUCCAACUGCUCGUCCCUACUGUGGACUAUUGUCCUGAUAGAUCUUACAUCUUCACCUUCCUGCUAAGCUCCCGCCUCUUCCUGCAUCCGUUCGAACUUAUGUCGCGUGUUUGUUACCUUUGUGUGGACCAUUACAGAGUUGGUGACCCACAGACAGAUAAGAAACGAAUACGGGAAAUAGCACCGAAAAUCGUGCAGCUGCUCACGGAAUGGACAGAGACCUUUCCGUACGACUUCAGGGACGAGCGAAUGAUGCGCAGCCUGAAAGAGAUGACCCAUCGUCUUGCCUUUGGAGACGAGCUGUCACGGAGGGCCAUGCAGAGACUCAUUCAGCGGCUCUUGCGCAAACUGACCACCCUCGGGCAGUACGAAGAGUCGCUGGCAACAAUCAGCGCAGCCGCCGCUUUGGACAGACCCGUCGCCUUAAAGUCCAAGCAGCAGUUGGUACGCAGAGAUGACUGCGUUUUGAAUCUCUGUGACGACCCUUUCGUCGUAGCCCAGCAACUUACACACAUUGAGAUGGAGAGGCUCAGUUAUAUUGGCCCUGAAGAAUUUGUGCGAUCGUUUGUUCAGAAGAGACCCUCAGACAACCAGAAGAGCUUCUUCAGCAAAAGAAAGUCGACUAACUUGGAGGCUUACGUUGAAUGGUUCAACAGACUAAGCUACCUUGUAGCCACAGAAAUUUGCAUGCCUGUGAAGAAGAAACACAGAGCAAGAGUUUUGGAGUUCUUCAUUGAUGUGGCACAGGAAUGCUUCAACAUUGGCAACUUCAACUCCCUGAUGGCCAUUAUUACGGGGAUGAACAUGAACCCUGUGUCCCGGCUAAAGAAGACCUGGAACAAAGUCAACACAGACAAAUUUGACAUCCUUGUGCACCAAAUGGACCCAUCCAGCAACUUCUAUAGCUACCGCACUGCACUACGUGGAGCGACUCAGAGAUCAACCACAGCACACACAAGCCAGGAAAUGAUUGUUAUCCCAUUCUUCAGCUUGUUCAUCAAAGACAUCUACUUCCUGAAUGAAGGAUGUGUCAAUAGAUUACCUAAUGGCCGCAUCAAUUUUGAGAAAUUUUGGGAGUUGGCCAAGCGGGUGAGUGAGUUCCUGUCAUGGAGGCAGGUGACAUGUCCCUUCGAGAGAGACAGGAAGUUGCUACAGUAUCUUAUCAGCGUGCCAGUAUUUACCGAGGAUGAGCUCCAGCUCGCUUCAUAUGAAAGCGAAGGUCCAGAAAACAACUUGGAGAGGGACACUCGCCGUUCGCUCAGGUCAUCUCUUAGCAGAAUGUAAACGGCAACCUUGGGAUUGGGUUCCUGUUGGCACUAAAGACUCUGAAGGGCGUAAUCAAGGUGUUUGUUUGUUUGUUUGUAUGUUUGCGUUUAUUAUUGAAUUUGAGGCUGGACUCUCAUUGUGACAGUAAAACUAUGCUAAAAAACAUAUUCAUCUCAUGAACCUCAAGUACCGUAAUGAAAUGCUAGAAAAUCUGAAUUAAGAGCAUUAAGAGCAUGUUGCUGGCUGACCUGUUCUUUUACACGUUUUUGCAAUUAUUUUUGCUCUUGGUAAAAGGUAUUACGUCUUUGUGUACUGAACAUAUUUGUUACAAUAUGAAAAUAUAUUUUUGUGUAUAAUAGUUGGAUGUUGUGUCAGUGUACGUGUUUUUCCUAUAAAGAAAUCUCUGAAUUAAGUUGA
Molecule: messenger RNA, 2108 nt
Organism: Triplophysa dalaica
Lineage: Eukaryota; Metazoa; Chordata; Actinopteri; Cypriniformes; Nemacheilidae
Gene: rasgef1bb
Product: RasGEF domain family, member 1Bb
Exons: 14
Coding region: 282-1709 (475 amino acids)
Biological process (GO): positive regulation of GTPase activity; Ras protein signal transduction
Cellular component (GO): plasma membrane
Molecular function (GO): guanyl-nucleotide exchange factor activity
Source: RefSeq, a predicted model, not a curated record